Hirsutella rhossiliensis is the source of this 615-nucleotide messenger RNA. Its product is annotated as tc5 transposase DNA-binding domain-containing protein. Bases 1 to 615 code for a protein of 204 amino acids. The record is from RefSeq and is a predicted model, not a curated record. NCBI's taxonomy places the organism in Eukaryota, Fungi, Ascomycota, Sordariomycetes, Hypocreales, Ophiocordycipitaceae. The transcript has a single exon.
AUGACUCCCAAUGACAAUGCCCUAGCCGCCGCGCGAGACGUCAUCGCCUCUCGCCGGCCGCCUAGAGCGGCCCUACGUCGUGCCACAACACCACAACGAACCCCCCUUUCUAUCCGCAAAGCGGCUCCUAGGUACAAAGUCAAUAGAGGCGCUGUCGAGAGGGCCAUCCGUUCUUUGGAAAACCCAUUUGCCCGAGGUCAGGGGCGCCCAACUGCGUUGACCGAGGAUGAAGAUAACGCCCUUGUGGCGUACAUACAGUGGAUGGAGCGUACUGGUAUUCCAGCGGGAAAGGAGCAGCUUGAGGCUGCCGCAAAUACAAUCAGGCAGCGACGAGAUCCAUCAUCAAGACCUAUGUCUCAGAACUGGCUCGCAGGCUGGCGCCAAAGUCACCCUGAGGUCAAGAAGACUUACUUGAAGGCCGUCGAGAGAGCACGUGUCACACAUAGGAUAUCAGCCUCCAACAGUCUGACCCCCUAUUCGCACAGUCCGUUUCCACAUUUCCCCACAGAAACUUCUAGGAGGCAUCAUCAACGCAUCAGUGGCUUCCAGAUGAUCCGAUCAGAUGCUUCCAUUCACUACCAUUCCCUUCCAUUCUCAUAUUCAGGCAGUCUAUAA